Messenger RNA from Myzus persicae (green peach aphid), 1970 nucleotides. Its product is annotated as G-protein coupled receptor Mth2-like. Lineage: Eukaryota; Metazoa; Arthropoda; Insecta; Hemiptera; Aphididae. The record is from RefSeq and is a predicted model, not a curated record. The coding region runs from base 45 to 1922 and encodes 625 amino acids. Gene Ontology annotation, biological process: cell surface receptor signaling pathway; G protein-coupled receptor signaling pathway. Gene Ontology annotation, molecular function: G protein-coupled receptor activity. The transcript has 6 exons. Gene Ontology annotation, cellular component: membrane.
GCGAUACCGAAUGUGCCGACGCCGUCAAACAGUGUGCGCACGCGAUGAAUACCGUCCGAUCGUGUUUCGCCGCCGCCGCUGCCGUCUUGUUGCUCGUUGUCGCAAUCGGCUGGUCUGCCGCCGACGCCGCGGUCUGUUGCAACAGUAGUUCAGUCGCGGGCGGCGGCGGUGUGGCCGUCGCGUCUUGCCGGAACGAAAACCGUACGUUCCACACGGUCGAGACGAUCGGCGACGGCACGUGCGACGACAACCGGACGGCCGUGCCGGUCCGGAAAUGCUGUCCACCGGACCGCCCGUACGAUCCGGAAGUGCGGUUUUGCGGACCGGCCGGGGCGGACGGCGACGAGUACCAGCGGCGGAUGAUGCAACGACUGCGUGACGGGUUCCCGGCGGCGGCCGCAGCGGUCAUGGUGGGUUACAAUUAUGAGCCGCCAAAGUGCGACACGGCGCACGUGCUAGUCGACUUGUCCGUCUUGGAGGUGCGUGGGCUGAUGGAAGCGGCGAACCCGUCGCCCGUCGAGCUGCCGCCGGGCUACUGCUUCGAUCUGACGCCGUCUGAUGAGCUGGUGGCCCGGACGUGCCGGCCACGCGACCAGUACUGCGGCCGUGGCCGUUACACGUGCGUCAACAAGUGCUGCAAGGGCGACCGGAUGAUCGUCGCCGACGUGGGGUGCAAGAAGGGCGAGACGCCUUUCAACUUGUCCGCCUAUGAAACGGACAUCAGCGGCCGUCCGGUGGACCGGUCGAACAGCACGGUGCUGCCGUACUACGUCCGGCUCGCUUGUUACAAGAGAGACAAGGUGGACGGUGGGUUCACAUUGACCACAGACGGCCGACUUUACCGCACCGACAACGGCCAGCACGUACCGGAUACCGGGUAUUGCGUGGAGUAUUACGCAGCAGCCGGACCACCAGUGGCCGCUGUCCUGCAGGCGUUCGUGUGCAUCUCGGACGACCCACCGCCGGCCACGGCCGUGGACACACGUGGCAGCUGGAAGUACUUCGUCACCCUGGCAGGUUUUGUACCCUCUGUCCUGUGCCUGGCGCUCACGCUGCUCGUGUACGCCACGCUGUCCAGCCUCCGGAACGUUCACGGCUACUACGUCAUGUGCUACGUGGCCUGCUUGCUCCUGUCCUUCAGCUGCCUAAUGACCAUCCAGUGGACGCAGGACUCCAUCGAUGGCCAGCCAUGCGUUUUAUUCGGUUAUUUCACAUUAUUUGCAUUUCUGACAACAUUUUGCUGGUUAAACGUAAUAUGCUUCGAUAUUUACUGGAUGUUAAGGUACAACAAUUCAAUAAACAGACAUACAUCAAUAUCAGUACGUACCAUUAUAUACCAUAUUUACUGUUGGGGAUUUUCAAGCGUUUGCGUAUCAACUGGUUAUUUAUUUCAAUAUUCACAACACGAAACGCUACAGAAAUUAGCACCUGAUAUAGGAAACCGUAAUUGCUGGUUUUCCGACCACGCUAACUACGGAACUUUAAUUUUUUUCAUACUACCAGUGUCUGUUAUGUUGACUGCCAAUUUAAUUUUGUUCAUGCUAACUGCUAUUCAUUGUUCAAGAAUCAAAUCUGAACUAAACAAAUUCAAACGAACCGAUUCAAAAACACAAAGAUUUCUUGUUGACAAAGAGAAAUUUGUAAUGAGCAUUAAACUAUUUCUGGUUAUGGGAAUCCCAUGGUCAUUUGAGAUACUAUCAAAAUUCUUCCACAAUGAUUGGAUCAUAUGGGACAUUUUAGAUGAAGUUAACGCACUACAAGGCGUGAUGAUAUUUAUUAUAUUUGUGGCCAAACGCAAAGUUAUUAUGAAUUUACGGAAAAAGUUUAGAGGUUCAAUGGAUCACAGUGAGUCGACAAAAAUGAACACUAUCUCUGGGUCGUCACAAAGCGGCAGUGCUCAUAAAAGUCAUAAUGAUUUCUAAAUUCAAUGUAUUAUAUUAUGUAGGUAGUAUUAAGCCUCAAGGCCCUAG